Carassius auratus (goldfish) is the source of this 929-nucleotide messenger RNA. RefSeq lists its product as uncharacterized. Lineage: Eukaryota; Metazoa; Chordata; Actinopteri; Cypriniformes; Cyprinidae. The record is from RefSeq and is a predicted model, not a curated record. Gene Ontology annotation, cellular component: external side of plasma membrane; membrane raft. The transcript has 6 exons. Gene Ontology annotation, molecular function: protein tyrosine kinase binding; MHC class II protein binding. The coding region runs from base 48 to 896 and encodes 282 amino acids. Gene Ontology annotation, biological process: T cell activation; positive regulation of ERK1 and ERK2 cascade; interleukin-15-mediated signaling pathway.
AAGAGUUGAGAGAAUAUAAUGAAGAGGAAGACUGACAGAAAGAGAAGAUGGCUGAUAAGUGUCACUUGUGUCUGCUGGGACUGAUCUUUCUCUCUUCACUUCUCACAGGUCUCAGUGGAGUGGAUGAGGUUCAUAUGUUCAUCAGUUCUGGUGAAGAUGUCCGUCUGCCCUGUAAUAAUGCUCUUCAUGACUGUAAAUCAACUACAUGGCUCUAUAAUAACAGAUUCAGUCAUUCAGCAGCAGUUGAACUGUUUUCUGGAGGGAGAAAGAAGACAGACACAGAGAAACAUGAGAGACUGAGUCUGGAGUCUGACUGCUCUCUGAACAUCAAGAGCGUCACAGAAGAAGAUUAUGGAUCUUACACCUGCCAACAAUAUGUGAAUGGACAACGACAAGGAACGGAUGCUCGUGUUUAUCUGCAUGUUCUUCAUGUCUCUUCAUCUGAGAUCAGUGCAGGUCGCUCUGUGACUCUCUUCUGUCAGUUGUAUUCAUAUCCUCAAGUCUCUUGUGAUGAUUGGAUCCGUUCUGAGCGAAUUGAGUUGUUCUGGAUGAAUCAGGCUGGUCAUAAACUGAAGAGAUCAGACUCCAGAUAUCAGAUAUCAGCUCCAGAUCACUGUAUCAUCUCUCUGAAUACAACAAUCCUGAAUGAAGAUCACAACGGAGAGUGGAGAUGUGAAGUUACUCAAGUCAAGACUUCAGUCUCAUACACUGUCAAGAUCUCAGAAACUGAAGUCAGUUCUGCUGGUUCAAUAUUCAGAGUGAUUGUGAUUAUCGUUGAGUUUGCAGUGUUUGCUGCUCCUACUGUGAUUCUUCUUCAGAUCAUCUGUGCAAGAAGAGCUGGGAGCAAGAACUCACAGCAUCGAGAGGAAAUAGUGAUGAAUACAGUAUUACAAUAAAAUACUCUCAACAAACAACAGGCCAGAGUACAC